Strongylus vulgaris is the source of this 795-nucleotide messenger RNA. The record is from the annotation of a GenBank genome assembly. Lineage: Eukaryota; Metazoa; Nematoda; Chromadorea; Rhabditida; Strongylidae.
AUGCCUGUACCAAAUGGUGAUGCUCUGAGAGAAAACAACUCUGAGCAAAGUCACGAAACGGAAAAUGAAGUUGGUGAAGGACAACGAAGUCCUCAUGGUAAAGAAGACAUGCAAUCUGAAAGUGGACAUCGCAGUGUUCAAUUCUCUCCAGAUGCUACACAGCAAGGAUUUCUCGACAGAAAUGAACAUGGCCAAGAAAUCAAUUAUGCUGACGGCGUGGCAGUUGAGCAAAAAUUUUUGGUGUUUCCCUGUCUCAACAUGAUCAAAGAUAUCGCAGAUUCCCAACUCUCCCUACUUCGUCCAGGAAGCUCUGAGAUGUCUAUAAUCUACAACAGCGAAGGCUUUCCAGUAAGAAUAAUUAAAAAUAAUCAGGUACUGCACACAACGGCAAGCGAUAUCCGCUCUAUUCAUGGCAUGAGUAGUCCGGUCAGUGAGCAUCUACGGAAUGGAUUCCCCCUAGAACGUAGCCCACAACCGACUACUAGGCCUCCUUCAGUGAAACAGCGUGCAAGAAGUCUACCCAGGAGAAUAGUUGAGAAGGAUCCCUUCGAAGGAUUGGAAGGUGGAUGGUGGAGCAAAGGCGAAGUGCAACGUAAUAAAGAACGAGAAGUGGACAUUGACGAUAUUCCAGCUGCUGGCUAUAGUGGACAUAUGCCAGGAGCUAACCUUCUUGUAUACUUUUUCAUAUUUGAGGUUUACGACAAAUUGGUGUUGGAAAAUGCUUUAACACUGCUGCAAGAGAAGCAAAACGAGAUUAUGCUAUCCGACGAAGAGCGCUCAGUGGCGAGAGACUGA